GUAAGCGUAUACUCGAGCAACACUUAAGCAAAAUCGAAGAUUGUCAUAAUAUCGCACAGACGACGUUUCCCGAAGCAAGGCUGAGACUUAGAACCGCGAGAAUUGUCUUCGCUUUGAAUGAGACACUUUUGACGAGGACCGUCUCACUCGCUGGAAUUCGGCGAAGUAUUCGAGCUAAACAAAACUUUAAAACCUUGCGAUAUCCAAGAGCAAAGUCAUGUACACCACAACCAGCUAUGUGAGCAGAUACUUCCCAGCUUUGGACACCAUUUUAACGUUCCCUGUCGUGUAUUAUGGUUACCGCAACUCUUCGGCAACUCAUGCGAACACUUAUCCUAGAAGCAAUAAAGGUUUUAUUGAAAAUGGGAGCGCUUACGAACGGCCGAGUGUGAUUAAAUUUGUGCCAAAAUUUUGUACGAAGGCGGCGACUUUGAAUGAUGAAGUGUACGAGAUGACAAGAGAGCGCGGAAAUUUCGAGAAGGAAAGUUUUCACGAGCAACUAUGCGGAUUGGAAGAACGAAGAUUGAACAGCGAAAAACGUUCUGCUAUUCUCAUGGGACAUCACGAUCAUCAUGACUUGAGAGAAACAUUUGAAGGGGUACAUAUGUGCAAUGAGGGAUUAGAAAAAGUGGACUGCGAAUCGUGCUGUGAAUCGACUGAUGGCGGCGAGCUAGGAGAACCUGCGAGUCCUUUAAAUGAUCUGAUGUAUAGUAAGCAAGCAUGUGACGAUGAUACAAGAUCGACAUUGAACAAUGGUGUGGUAAAACAGUCUAUAUCUGAGAUGAAGGCUAUACUUGAUAUCGAAAGGUACAAAGUAAACGAGGCAAAAAAGUUGAGCAGUAAUUCAAAAGCAAAUGAAGUCAAAAUCCCCAGAAAGAAUCUUGACAAAAAGGCACACGAGGCGAAACGUCAUCAAUGCAAGGAAUGUGGCACGAGAUUCAAGAAACCCAGCGCCUUAAUCAUUCAUAUGAGGACGCAUUCGGGGGAGAAACCUUACGCAUGUGAAAUUUGCGACAAAAAGUUCUCCAUCUCUGGUAAUCUUCGUCGUCACAUGUUCACGCACACUGGCGAAAAACCUUACAAAUGUAAGGCGUGCGGGCGAGGUUUCAAUAAUCCCAGUCAUCUUGCCAGACAUUCGAAGAAGAUUCACAUUCAAAGCUUAGUCAAUCUUAGGUAAUUAGAUUUGUGAACUGAGCAAACUUGGAGAAUAAAAACAAUACAUCAUACAAUUGAUGAUUUUGAAGUAAGAAGAUCGAAGUAGGGCAGCUGCGAUGUAAAUAAAUUUUGGUUUCAAUUUGAAUUCAUAAGUAACAAUGGCAAAUUGUCUUUAAGAUGACAGAGGUGAUAUUAAAGAUCAAUGAAAAAAAAUUGUUACUUGCUUGUUACUUAUAAAAAUACAACGUCAUUCCCUAAUUAUAACUGUUUAGAAACAGGUCAUAAGCUCACCUCAAUAACAGCAUUCCACCAAUAACAAGUGAUGGGAAAAAAUCCAUGAUCAACAACUGAUAUGGUUUCACUGUUCUUCCCAGUUCGAUUAUAUUUCCAAUUACAAUGGUGUUUCAAUCAUCUAUCUUUGUGGCAGGUAACUGGCGGACGAUAGCCCGAGCCCUUGAGAAUUCUUAGUUUAAGAUAGUUGCCAAACUCCAAAGUCACAAUCCCAACUAUUUGCUAGCUUCAUCAACAUCACAAUCAUUAAAAAGUCGAUUUAUCAGGAGCCAAAUAAUCUUCUCUCGGCAAAUCUGAAAGUGAUAACGAUCCUAUAUCAUCAUUCGCGAAUAUAACACUCGACUUGCACACAAUUUAUGUGACAACCCAGUAAUGUCUUGUGCGUGUUUUUGUCAUGUUAUACAAAUCUUCAUCACGCAAACAUUUACUGCACGAGGAUUGAAGCAUUUUUACAACUGUUGAGAGUGAAGGGACGAGGAAGGCUGGGAUGGGGUUGAGGUGGUUGAGGUGAUGCGGUGUCGUGUACCCCUACAGUUGUUUGUAACACCUUAUUAAAUAUAAUUUUAUAUCAAAUAUCAAAAUAUUUUACGCACACAGAGAGCUGCGUGUGCAAAGCAUUUCCGACAUAUUAUGAUUGAAUGUAUAGAUAUAGCAAAGUAGACAUGUUGUUUGUGAAAAUGCAAACACCAAACAACUGGAAUCGAAAGGACGUUUACUGGUUUUCAAAUAUACUAAUUUACCAGCUUCUAACUGUCGUUCGAUAUCCGACAGCUUCGGUAAAGUAAAAUGUUUUAAAACCAGAACGUCUUUUUGUAUGAUAAUCAAAUAACUUGUGAGAGAAAGUGUUACGAGAAUACUGUAUGAGAUUAUUUAAUGACAGGAAAAAUUUCUUUUCAUAGAAGCCAAGCUUAUUCCACUUUUAAAAAUGUACAUAACUUUCGCUGUUUUUCUGUCGUUUGAACAUUUACUUAAAAAACCGCUACAUUUCUACGUCAACAAUAUUCUAUGUUUUCGUUGUUCAUCAAAAUGAAAUAGCUACUAAAAGAACCUUUUAUGAUGAUUGAGCUAAUGAGCCUUUUUGUUCAAUAUUUUUACAUACGUGCAGACGUUUUUUAACCUCGUGCUGAGAUCACUUAGCUACUGAGAACAAGUGGAGAAUAGUUAGCUCAACUACAAGUGGGAUAUGGCAUGUUAUAUAUAUGUGAAUGUUUUAUCAAAAUGCUUCCUUAAUUAACUUUCAUUUAUUAUUACGACUUACAGCUACUACGAAUACAUGCAUGCACACUUUAAGUAUGCUCUUUACCAAUCUUUAUGAAGUAAACACAAUACAACGCGUGCGCUGAUUGGUCUAUAGCUGUGUUUGCAUUAGCCUGUGCAAAACGGAUCGGAGCUCAUUAUGAGCUCAACCAAUCAAAUCAAUCAGAUCUGCUAUCCAGUUCUCCAAAGGUCUCCUUGAUUUGCAUAAGCCUGUGCAAACACAGUAAAUAAAACUAAAUAUUUUUUAUUUCUUAAACGUGAUUGGGGUUUAUGUUUGGUUUGAAGUACAAUGAAGUACAUUAUAAACGUUAUAAUUUAUAAAUCUAAAGAGUUCAUCGCUUUGUCGGAUUGACCAUCAAAAACCUGAAACCGCAAAACUCGUUGAUAUUAGGUAAGCAGUUUUCACCAGUUAUUGAAGUUGACCAGGCGACCACUUUUAUCUGGAGCGCAAUGGUAUACGAGGGAGGAAUAGGGUACACAGUUGUGCAGGAAACACAAAAACACACUUCAAUGAAAUUUUUUAAUGAAAAAAAUUAUGCGGCUUCCGUUUACAUAUCAAGUAUAUCGACAUGUUAUCACAAUUGAAAAAUGGUAAACUAGUGGAAUAUUUCAAUACUCGUUUCUAGUACACGGACGUUGAAAAAAAUCAAGAUGCCCACACAAGAUAUAGAUCAAUAGUUUCAAGGUUUCGAGUGAGCCUCAUGUGCUGCAGCAUUAUCAACGAGAUAGGAUGUGCGUAUCACUCAGGAAAAUAUAACGACUGAAAAUCGUUACCUAAGAAUCAGAAAGAUCAAAUCCUACCUUUCACUGUUCUCCUAUCAAAAAGCUUUGUUUUCAUAUGUUGCUACACGUUGCUUGCGUUGCUAUUGUACGGUUUGACGAACGCCAAAAACCAUGAACACCGAUGGGUUCUCUAUCCCAUUGCGUUAGCUACACUUCCUUGAUCGACGGUCCGCAGCUUCUCGUCCACCGUCCUGUCACAUUGGCAAUUGUCUAAAGAGAUGUUUCAUAAAAUUUUAGGAUUCAGUUCUUGUAUUUCUGACUGUCAUAAUAGCAUAAGACAGUCAAUAGCAAUAAUUUGCAAAGCACAUGAUUCAAAAAUAUAUUAUUCAUAAUAUA
This is a messenger RNA of Xenia sp. Carnegie-2017, 3822 nucleotides long. Its product is annotated as zinc finger protein 888-like. Gene Ontology annotation, molecular function: DNA-binding transcription factor activity; RNA polymerase II cis-regulatory region sequence-specific DNA binding. Bases 218 to 1177 code for a protein of 319 amino acids. The transcript has 3 exons. NCBI's taxonomy places the organism in Eukaryota, Metazoa, Cnidaria, Anthozoa, Malacalcyonacea, Xeniidae. The record is from RefSeq and is a predicted model, not a curated record. Gene Ontology annotation, biological process: regulation of transcription by RNA polymerase II.